CCAAGAUGCGAGACCAUAGAAAUGCCAUUUCCAGAAUCCAGAGCGUUGGGCUUAGUUGUUACCCUGGAGCAGGUCUCUACAUUUAGCGGAUCUGUUUUUGCUCUAUCUGUUCAUUCUACGCAACCCGGUGCUUACUGCUGAAGCUGUGAUAUUUUGGUCAACCCCACAUUUAGCGCUUAUAGUCGCUGCAGUUGGCAUCCAGGAGGACACUCGUCAGGGUUUUCAUCCUUGGAAGUAAAUUAUUUAUGAUUCACCGGGGAAGCAUACUAGAGCAUCUUCUGUCUGACAUGCAAUCGAGCGACCACCGGGCUUGGUAGUGCAAGACGCGGAACGGGGAGUAGCGCGGAAAGAAACACGGCUGUUACAUGGGUUGAAACAGCGUUUAAGGGCAGUUUUACCAGCUGGACACUAUGCCUGAUGACAGAACGUAACCUCGUUCAAAGGCAUCUUUAGCUGUCUGUUGUGACAGCACGGUGGAUGCGAAGAUGGCGACGGGCACGGGCUGGCAGCAGUAUAGUCCUGCUUCUAGCAACCCCCCUUCAACCACUGGAUUAGGGAAUAAUCCUGCAUCGUCGUCGAAUUUGUUUUACGAAACUGCUCUUACCAUGGAGUACACGCAAGACCUGCAUCUGAAAAUGAGCAAAAAGAUUGCACAACUGACUAAGGUCAUUUAUGCACUCAACACCAAAAACGACGAGCACGAGGACGCCAUCCAGUCCCUAAAGGAGGCCCACGAGGAUGAGGUGCAGCACAUCCUGUCGGAGACGCGCGAGAAGAUCCUGCAAUACAAAAGCAAGAUGGGAGACGAGGCCGACCUCAAGCGGCGCCUGCAGUCGCUGGAGGAGUCGGUCGAGCUGCACGAACACAUGAAACGGCAGGCGCUGGCCGAGUUCGAGAUGUACCGGCAGCGCAUGGAGGACACCCAGCUGUGCACGGAGGCGCAGCACACGCAGCGCGUGGUCAGCAUGUCGCGCGAGGUGGAGGAAAUGCGCCACGACUUCGAGGAGAAGCUGCGCGCCUUCGGCCAAGUGCAGGCCCAGUUUGAGCAGGAGAAACGCCGCGCCAUCGAGGAGCUCAAGGCCGCGCAACGGCAGGAGGUGCAGGAGCUGCUGCAGAGCCAGCAGAACCAGACCGCCUCCUCCACUCUGGACCAGGAGAAGCUGGCGGAAUUGCACCGAGCCGAGGUGGAGGACCUCAUGGAGCGCGUGGAGGAGCUCACGCAGGAGAAGGUGCGCUUGGUGGAGGAGUACGAGGCCAAGCUCACCAAAGCCCAGGCCUUCUACGAGCGCGAGCUGGAGGCCAUGAGACGCACGCAGCAGCUCACCACCGAGAACCUCCUGGCCUGGAAGCGGACUGAGGUGGAGCUCCGCAAGGAGUUCCAGGUGCAGGAGGCUGCCCUGCAAAGGACUCUGGGAAAGCUGCGCGCGGAGCUCCAGAGAGCUCAGGAGGAUUCUAGGGAGAACAGAGACAAGACAAACAGACUGCAAGCCAAUAUGAACAGCGCUGAGUGCACAAUAAAGGAGCUGCACAAGCAGCUGGAGGAGGCCAUCCAGGACGGGGAGAUCUGGGUGAUGCAGCUGAAGGACACCGAGUACGAGCUGGAGUCCAGCCGGGAGCGCGUGCAACAGCAGGCCACCGAGAUCCUCCACAAAGCCAGUCAGAUCGGGUCGCUGCAGGCGGCGCAGAUGAGCCAGGAGGCCACGCUGCGGGACCUGGAGUCCGAGCAGAGCCGGCUGCGUGAGCGCAUCGUGGAGCUGGAGCACGAGAGGGAGCAGCUGCAGACGCACAGCAAGAGCGUGGACGAGCAGCAGCGGCAGCAGAUCCAGGCGCUGGAGAAAACCCUGAUGGAGGAGAAGCAGAAGUACGAGUCGGAGCUUGCGCAGGUGAAGGCCAAGUACGAGGAGGAGGUGGAGCGUCUGAAGGAGACGCAGGCGCAGGCGCUCGACGUGCUGACGGAGAAACACAUCGCCAUGCAGGAGAGCGCGCGCAACGCCGCAGAGAGGGAGAAGAACCAGAGGAUCGCUGACAUGGGGCAGCAGUAUGAGAUCCGACGCAUGUCGUUGGAGGAGCAGCGGAACCACCUGCAGCAGCAGCUGGAGAACCUCCGCGAGGAGCUCAACGCCAAACUCAGCAUCGCCAACCAGGAGGUGUCUCACCUGCAGGAGCUGGUGAAGGACGGCGAGCUCAAUCUGCAGUCCGCCCAGGGCCACAUCUGCUGUCUGAAGGAGACGCAAGAGAAGCUGCUGAUGGAGCUGGAUGCCACCCGGUCCCGCGUCAGGGAGACCAGCAACAUGCUCACGGACCUCCAGGAGGAGAUUGAGACACAGAAACAACAACAUGAUGCCAAGGUCAUCUCCAUCAAGACCGAGGAGAAGCAGAAGAUGGACAAAAUGGCCGAAGACCUGGACAUGAAGUGGACAGCCGCUCUGAGAGCUGAGCUGGAGACUCUGCGUGAGGAGCUCGGUGACGAGCACGAGGCUGAGAGGCAGGCCAGCCUCACACAGCUCUCCCAGCAGAAGGACCUGGAGAUGAUGGCAGCCCGAGAGACCUGGCAGAGGAAGGUGGAGGACCUGCUGGAGCAGAUCUCCCUACUGAAGCAGAGUUUGGAGCUGCAGUUGUCCCAGUCCAAGAGUGCCCUGCAGCAGAUGCAGUCCCAGUUCGCCCAGGAGCGUGAGCACCUGGCGCAGGAGAUGCAGGAGAUGACCCUGGACAACCAGCACCGCGAGCGACGCCUCCAGGAGGCCCACUGCAUCGCCGUACAGACCAUGGAGGAGGCCCGCCAACGCAACCUCAGGGAGCUGGAGGACCGUAUGAAGCAGGAGCAGCGUGAGGAGCUGCAGGCUCUGCGGGAGGCACACAGGCAGACGCUGGACAUCCUGCGGCAGCAGUCGGAGCAGGAGCUGCAGACGCUGCGCUUCGAGCUGGAGGAUGAGGGCAAGGCCAUGCUAGCGUCCCUCCGCUCAGAGCUGAAUCACCUGCACGCUACGGCUAUCGAGCACCUGAGACAGGUGCACCAGCAGGAGAAUAAAACUGCCCAGCUGGAGCUGGAGAACACUCUGGAACGUAGCAAGAACUUGGAGCAGGAGCUGUUCGGCCGGAUCUCGGACCUGCAGAAGGAGGUCUCGUGCCGGAAGAAGCGCAUCGUGGACCUGGACCGCGAGAUCCACUCGCUCAACGAGACCAUCAGCACGCUCACCAAGGAGCUGGAGCUCAAGGGCAAGGAGGUGCUGCGCAUCCGCAGCGAGGCUAACCUGCAGAUCAGAGCCCAUGAGCAGGACCUGACUAAGAGACACGAGAGGGAUAUGGGGGAGAUGAGCGCCUCACACAACCGAGAGAAGCACAUCAUGCUGUCCGACUUUAACAAAGCCCAGGAGGUGCUCAAGGACAAGAUCUCAGCCCUGCAGAUCCUGCUGGAGGGCACGGAGGACAAGUUCAGGAACCGCGAGAGUCGGCCGGAGGACCUGCAGGCGAUCGCUGAGCUGAGGCAGAUGGUGGCGGAGAGGGAGGCUCUGGUGAAGAAACUGGUAGAUGAUAAGAAGUUUUAUCAGUUGGAGCUGGUGAACAGAGAGACAGGCUUUAAUAAAGUGUUCAACGCCAGCCCCAACGUGGGCGUGAUAAACCCUCUCAUUAAGCAAAAAGGUAAAAAGUCCGCAAGCCCGUUCGUCAGCUCUCCAAACCUAAGUGUUGUGGAAGCCGAGGGGGGCUUGUGCUCGGGUUGGGGUUCGAGUGCGGGGCGUAGGCUAGAGAGUGCCCCCCCUACCUCCCCCCCAGUGCGGCAGCUUCCGCUCCGCACAAACAAAGCGCACGCCCCAGCGACACCCCCGACAGGCCCCGACCCCGACGCCACUCGGAGGUGAGCCCCACCUCGUCAUCGUCACUGUCGUCGUCGUCGUCGUCGUUAACCCUUUGUUGUCCGCACACCACCACCUCCACCACGCCGCACCAUGGCAAGAGACAUGCCUAAAGCACAAGAACCCUGUCUGCCAUUGGUCUGGUCUCACUGUCUCACUCCUGUAUCUGUAAACAUUUAUUUCUGUACUUCAGCAGUCAUCCAACCAAACCAACAACAACAACAACAACAACAAAAAUCAGUGUCCGUUUGGGUUUAUUUGUUUUAUCUCUCUCUCUCUAUUUCUUUUCAUUUUCAAAAAUGAAGAACGAAUCGAUUAAUCAGUGGUGCUUGUCCACAGUGAAAUGUGGGUGUGCUUGUCACUUUCCAAUGCAUCUUGUCGCUGAAUUGAAAAAAAAAGCACACACAAAUACUUUUUUCUCCCAUUUUGUUUUCUUAGUGAUAUGCAUGUAUGAUCUUGCAUACCUCUAUUGUUAUCAUGCCAUGUUUAUGAGUUAGUUACACACCACACACCGAGCACUCUUCUAUCAAGCAGUUACUUUGGCCCUCUGAAAAUAUGAUCUAAUUUUGGUGUUUAUUUCAUUAAUAUAUCUCUGUUGUUUCGAUAUUUCAUUAAUGGCAUUGGAAUGCAAACAAAAGCAUGGUCUGUGUCACCACAUUCAGUUUGCUCUGGUGAAGUGCAUGUUUCUGUGAACGUUGCGGGUCUUGAACAUUCGUUUCAUGGUCUGAGUUGAGUCGUGUGUUCCAGAGUAAAUGACUGUAUAGUCCAGCCAUUUAUCAUUUUAAACUGUAAAUCACUUUUUCCUUCAGACUCUCAGUGGUUCUGAGACUUCUAUUAUUUGCGCUUCUGUACUUUGAUGAAGAUUGCAUAGUCAUCAGUUUAUGUGGAAAUAUAUGACUAAACGGCAGUAACCUGCCUAAAUGAUGUUUUAUUUGUAUUCAAACUGUGCAUGGCAAGCUUUGCAAAGCCAUGGUUGUCAUUCUUGCUUCAGUGUGAAGACAUAUUGCACAUUAUACUGUAUAUUUCUCUCCCCAAGCUGGAAACUAGAGAUUAGAGACUAGAGAUAACAUUGAUUUAGGGCAGUUUAGGGGCAUGGUGUUUCAUAUAGAUAUAUUUGAACUCUUGGAAGGCUCAGGCCUGUUUCACACCAUAUACAGUAUGUUGCAUGUGCGUAACGGCUGCAAAACUAUUAUUUUCAUAGUCAAUAAUGAAUUAAUCGAUGAAUUGUUGCAGCUCCAAUUUUCAUUGAUCUUUAUGAACAGUGCACUGUCUCAUGCGGCCAGUUUGAAUGCUCUCCCUAUUCAUAUGGCCACCAAAAUGUACAUGAAGACAUUCCACAGGCGUAAUGUGGUGUGAAACAGCCCUAAGUGGCACAGUGGAAUGACGUGCUGUAACUGGCACCUGUCAGGUUCUCUUAUUCUGAAGGAUAUACGCUAGUUUUGUUUGUUUGUUUGUUUUGUUUGCAAAGAUGCUUCACCGUCAAGCUUGAUCCGCUGCCACUUUCUUCUGAACUAAUUCUAAUGCGUUAUAAAAUAUUGUAAAAUAACAUUUUAAAUGACCUAAAUGCAAAUGGAUUUCCCCAAAAAUUCACAUCAUAUUAGUGUAUAUUUUUAAUCAGUGCAUAUUUUAAAGUAGUGCAUAUGAUAUUUCGUUAUAAGAGCAGCUGUAAUCAUUUUUUUGCAGGUGUCAUAUUGCUGAUGUGAUGUUCUGUGGUGUGUGUGUUAGUGCUCUUACUGGUUUACUCCCCU
This is a messenger RNA of Alosa alosa (allis shad), 5599 nucleotides long. RefSeq names its product family with sequence similarity 184 member Aa (gene fam184aa). Lineage: Eukaryota; Metazoa; Chordata; Actinopteri; Clupeiformes; Clupeidae. The coding region runs from base 486 to 3857 and encodes 1123 amino acids. The transcript is spliced from 17 exons. The record is from RefSeq and is a predicted model, not a curated record.